Loa loa (African eye worm) is the source of this 303-nucleotide messenger RNA. RefSeq lists its product as hypothetical. The record is from RefSeq and is a predicted model, not a curated record. Lineage: Eukaryota; Metazoa; Nematoda; Chromadorea; Rhabditida; Onchocercidae. The coding region runs from base 1 to 303 and encodes 100 amino acids. The transcript has a single exon.
AUGGAAGGAUACAUCCACUUUUUAAAGUCCUGUAGCGACAAGCAAGGGACAAAAAGUCAGAUAAUAGGAUGCAUUCGAGCGACCAAUGUCUUGAACCGCCUCCAUGCAGGGUUGGGUCUGCAUGUAGGCGGUUCAAGACAUUGGUUGCUUGAAAUUGACCUCAGAGAUGACAGUCUUGAUGGGCAGCAUCUUGAAAGACCAAGCAUCUUUUUUCUAAGGAAUGCACUGCUUACUCCAUACGAAGAAGACUUUAGAAAAAGCGGUCUAAUCAAAGCUCAUCUUCAUUUCCAUCCGGUUGAUUAA